Aspergillus steynii IBT 23096 is the source of this 600-nucleotide messenger RNA. Its product is annotated as F-box protein. The transcript has 2 exons. The record is from RefSeq and is a predicted model, not a curated record. The coding region runs from base 1 to 600 and encodes 199 amino acids. NCBI's taxonomy places the organism in Eukaryota, Fungi, Ascomycota, Eurotiomycetes, Eurotiales, Aspergillaceae.
AUGGCGACCGAAGUGUCUGCCGCCCAACGUGCCCUUCACUUGCCUGAGCUGCUCAGCAUAAUCUUCAUGUUCCUUCACAUCUCCCCCGAUCGGUUUGACGACCUAUAUGCGGAAACAGUUCCAGUAUCCAUAAGCUGGGGCGGUGAUGUUGACACUCUACGCAACUGCGCCCUGGUGAACAAACGUUGGAAUGACGAGGCUGUGCGGUACCUGUGGAAAAAUUUCUCCCACGACGACAUAUCCCUGGAGUACUAUCUUUUCCCUAUCGUUCCUUCGCGGAGGCAGUUCUACGCUCAGCAUAUUGAAGCCGCCAACUGGCAUAAUUGUGGUUACUACGAUCAUCACGCCUCCUGGAUGAGCGAAUUGAUGUUUGCUCGUUUAACGAUUCUAUUCAAAUAUUAUUCUGAUGGAUGCUCGGAUUACGAUUAUUCUCCUCCUCCGCACAUCAACGCGCCCCGACUCGAGGAUGUCGAGACCAAGAAGGCGAAGAUUCUAGCUCUGACAAAGCAGGUGGAGAUUCCAAUUCAAGUGAAGGACACGAAAGUCCCGGAAAUGGUGCAGGACACAGCUAAGGCACAGGGGUCGCGAGAAGGGUUAUGA